Molecule: messenger RNA, 792 nt
Organism: Pochonia chlamydosporia 170
Lineage: Eukaryota; Fungi; Ascomycota; Sordariomycetes; Hypocreales; Clavicipitaceae
Product: hemerythrin HHE cation binding domain-containing protein
Exons: 3
Coding region: 1-792 (263 amino acids)
Source: RefSeq, a predicted model, not a curated record
AUGGGAAGUUACUCGAAGGCUUGGGUCGAUGGCCCCUUUGAACUCGUAAGCCCAGAGAAGACUGGCGACAAGAAAGAAAAACGAGCGACUGGAGCACGAAGACUUGCCGCGGAGAUGACACUAGUGCACAAUUGUAUCAUUCGCGGCAUCAAUGCCGUCUACUUGCAGUGCGUCAAUGUGUCAAAGCGUGGAACUGCAGAGGACAAGCUCGAUUUCGCCAACUUUGCGUCUCAAUGGGCCGAAUUUGUGAAUGAGCAUCACACGAUCGAGGAAACGUCAAUAUUCCCUGGCAUUGGCGAAAUAACCAGCGUGCCAGGGCUCAUGGAUGGCAAUGUCGAUGAGCACAAGGCCUUCCACGACGGACUGGAGCAAUACGUCGAGUAUCUGGAGAAGGUGAAGAAGAAUGAAGAGACCUUUGACGGGGAGAAGCUGAAGUCCAUUAUUGACGGAUUUAUGCCAACGCUUCGCACCCAUUUGGCGAAUGAGAUUGACACGCUGCUUCUUCUGACGGAGUAUGAAGACAAGGUUGACUGGAUGGAGUGGUUCGACAAGCAAGUUGGCGAGAAGAUUGGGGCAAUGAUGAAGAAUGCGGAGUAUAGAACAAACAUCUUUCCAAUUGCAAUCAUCUUCCACGAUAAGACAUAUUAUGAUGGAGUUUGGGCAAACUUUCCUCCGAUACCCUGGUUGUUUGCGCUGGCUCUCCGAUGGUUGUAUAUGAACAAGCACAAGAAUUGGUGGAGGUUUGCUGGGUGCGAUUAUACUUCGCACCCGAAAGAGUUACCAUUUGCUUAA